CUCCCGCCUGUCCUCCUUAACGACGGUGGCCGCACUGGGAGGAAAAGCGCUGGACGCGCGUUCGAAAGGGGCAGUGCCUUAAAACAAGCCAGAGCUAGAGAGGCGGGCGCUGCGCGUGCGCAGAGGUGUAGUCGGGGGAAGGUGUGCUGAGGCUGGAGGUGAAGGCUCUGCGGCGGUGAGUAUUGUCUUAAACGACCUCACACCCUUGGCCACUGAUUGUGGACCAAGAUGGACCAGUCAAAGUCCUUACCCAGAAUUUUUUGAACUGAAACUGAGAAAGAAAAUCCCUCUCCAGUGUGGAAGCCAUAAAAUGUAAAACACAGGAGCUGUCAGCAGCCAAGUGUCCUACCAUAUGGAACCAGCUGGUCUGCAGUGAAAAAGAAGCCAACAUGCAAAAAGCAGCAGAGAACCAUGUGUGCUCACUACUGCAUCUCCUUUGCUGAUGUUGAAAAAGCUCACAUCAACAUUCGAGAUUACAUCCAUCUCACACCAGUGCUAACAAGCUCUAUUUUGAAUCAAGUAGCAGGACGCAAUCUUUUCUUCAAAUGUGAAGUCUUCCAGAAAACUGGAUCUUUUAAGAUUCGUGGGGCACUUAAUGCCAUCAGAGGCUUAAUUCCUGCCACCUUAGAAGGGAAGCCCAAAGCUGUUGUUACUCACAGCAGUGGAAAUCAUGGCCAGGCUCUCACUUACGCUGCUAAACUGGAAGGGAUUCCUGCUUAUAUUGUGGUACCCCACACAGCUCCCAACUGUAAAAAACUGGCAAUACAAGCCUAUGGAGCCUCUAUAGUUUACAGUGAACCGAGCGACGAGUCCAGAGAAAAGGUUACAAAAAAAAUUUUGGAAGAAACAGAAGGCAUCAUGGUACAUCCCAACCAGGAGCCUGCGGUGAUAGCUGGGCAAGGCACAAUUGCCUUAGAAGUGCUGAGUCAGGUUCCCUUGGUGGAUGCACUAGUGGUUCCUGUAGGGGGAGGAGGAAUGGUUGCUGGAAUAGCAAUUACUGUUAAGGCUCUGAAACCUAGCGUGAAGGUAUAUGCUGCUGAACCCUUGAAUGCAGAUGAUUGCUACAAGUCCAAACUGAAAGGGGAGCUGACCCCCAAUCCUUAUCCUCCAGAAACUAUAGCAGAUGGUGUCAAAUCCAGCAUUGGCUUAAACACCUGGCCUAUUAUAAGGGACCUUGUGGAUGAUGUCUUCACUGUCACAGAGGAUGAAAUCAAGUAUGCAACCCAACUGGUUUGGGAAAGGAUGAAACUACUCAUUGAACCUACAGCUGGUGUUGGAGUGGCUGCUGUGCUGUCUCGGAAUUUUCAAGCAGUUUCUCCAGAAGUGGUGCUGAGGAUCAAACCCAGGUCCUGCCCGUGCUAGGCACAGUGGCGCAUGCAUGUAUUCCCAGUGGCUCAGGAGGCUGAGGCAGGAGGAUCUCAAGUUCAAAGCCAGCCUCAGCAAUGGCGAAAGCACUAAAUGACUCAGUAAGACCCUGUCUCUAAAUAAAAUACAAAAUAGGGCUGGGGAUGUGGUUCAGAGGUUAGUGCCCGCGUUCAAUCCCUGGUACAAAAAAAAAAAAAGCUUUUUUGUGUGUGGCCAUACAGUUUCUGUUCCAACUACUCAACUCUGCCAUUUUAACACAAAAGCAGACAAAAAUCAUACAUUUGGAGAUUUAUUUUAAAGCAUGACCAUGUUCCAAUAAAAGUCUGUUUACAAAAACAAGCAGUGGGGCACAUUUGACCCAAAGGCCAUGGUUUGUUGACAUCUGAUUUUAAUACUAAAGGAAGAUAAAAUAUUUUAAGGGAAAGAAAUUAUUUUAGAUAACACAGUUGGCUAAAUAAAAACCAUGCAGAGCACAUUAGUGGCUGCAUUCAUCUCUUCCUCCUAUCAUUGCUGAAAUCUCAGUUAAGGUAUGUUCAUAAGCCCCCAGGUUAGUGGGCAAUACACCUGGCUAGUCCUGAAGUGUAGGAAUACAAUGAUUAUUCCCACCAAAAGGAUUCCUGGUCACCAUCCUCCAAACUCUGUCAUCUGGUCUUUACACCUCAAAACCCACACUUUUCUUCUUUAUCCAAUUGUAGGCUACACCCAGCCUCCAUCCCUUCACCCACAUUGACACUGGCAUAUCAGAUACCAAGAUUUCCAUGCCAUGACACACCCUUUUCAUAAAGCUGCCAACUCUGAUUCAAAUCCUAUUCUAGAAUAAAUACUCAUGGCAGAGAAGCCUCAGCAGCACACAGAAGUUACAUCAAUGAGAUGUUUCAGACAGGUUCAGACAUUUUGAAUAAGAACAUCAUUGGCUCCUAAGCCAGAGUACUGAAAAUACCUCUAAUACUAGCUAUUCUGCACCCAGCGCCCAUCAGCAAAAAGUUACGGAUUCCUAGAAGUCAGUAAGAUGGACUAGAACCCAGAAAUUUUCCCACUGCUAACCUGCAGUAUGCUGAGAAAAUAAAGGUGAGGCUCGGAAACGCCUGAAUCCACAGUGGAAAAUCAACUCUUCUUUGGCCUUUACAGGUUCAGUAUUGCCAGGAUUCCGGCUUACCACCAUGUUCAACACUGACAUCUGAGAACCAAUAAGAAAAAAAGCUUCAUAGUCUAGGAAUAAAACAGCCUAACCUGAAAGGCAGCAAACUAAAUGAACAUCAGCCACACAAUAGAACUGACAAUGCUAAUUCAUAGCAAAUUAUAGAGAUGAUGGGACACAGGUGUAUCCUUUAUGUCCAUUAACAACUGGCACUAGAACUGAAGAUAGGCUUGACCAGAGUUUUCAUGCAUCCUUCUAUGCUAGCUUAUCUUCCCAGAUCUAAUAUUAAAAAGCUUACCAUAUGCCACAAAUACUAGUGGUCCUCAAGUCAUUUACUUGCCACAUCCCUUCAAAAUCACUCAUUAGACUUCUCUUCCUCAACCUGUACUCACACUAACCAAAAGUCAAGAGCUAUCAAUCACAUAACCCCCAAAGUGACAACUAAUGGCUACCUAGAGAAGAGUUUGCACUUUGACAUAAAACUUCAUUUUUAAGAUUGCCAGUCCUUUGUUCAAAAUCUGACCUCAAAAACAUACUUAGAGAAGUCUCAGAACCACACAAAGAUUACAUCACUGAGAUGCUUCAGACAGGUUCAGACAUUUUGGGUAAAACCAUCAUUGACUUCUCCAUUGUUUUCUGAGUCCUAAAGUCAAAAGGUAAAAUCCUCAUAUCCCAUUGAACAAUGUCAUGAAUGGGUUAAAAAAGUCUCUUAACUCUCCAUUUCCCAAAAGACACUAAUUUACCUUCUGUUCAUGAGGUAGCAAAGAAAAUGCAAUCAAAGGGGCUCCUUUCCUGAAGUAUUCAACUACUGAAAAAGGGACUUCAGAGACAUGAAGUGUGACAUACCAGCCAACCUGCCAAAAGGAAGCAGAAAACAACCACAAGGUUAUCCUUAGAAACAUUUUUCCAGGACUGGGAAUGUGGUUCAGUAGUAGAGCUUUUGCUUAGGAUGUCCCAGGCCCUGAGUUCAAUCCCAGCACCAAAAUAUAAUACAACAAGAAAUAUUUCUCUAAAUGUGUGCAAAGUCUCUCAGACUAACCUAAAACCUACACUUAUCUUCUGCCUUUCACAGAUGCCUCUACUACCCAGAUUGAAUUUUCUUUUUUUUUGGUACCAGCAAUUAAAUCCAGGGAAACUUAACCACUGAGCCACAUCCCUAGCCCUUUUUUUAUGUUAGAGACAAGCCCUCGCGGAUUUGCUUAGGCCCUCGAUAAGUUGCUGAGGCUGGCUUUGAACUGGCGAUCCUCCUGCCUCAGCCUCCCCAGCUGCUGGGAUUACAGAUGUACACCACCACACCUGGCCCAUAUUCAACUUUUUUAUUUAAUGUCUCUGAUAUCAGUGACUCAAUGGCUCCCCUAAUUCAGCUAUAGGCAGCAUAAAACUACAUUAAAUAGUCAUGCUCAUGCCAAGAAAGAGUAAAGCAGGCAACAUGGUGGCAAUCAAAAGCAAAUUAUAGUCAGGCAUAGCAGCACAUGCCUAUAAUCCCAAUGGCUAGGAAAGCUAAGACAGGAGGAUCACAUGUUUGAGGCCAGCCUCAGCAACUUAGUGAACUACUUAACAAGACCCUGUCUCAAAAAAAAUAAAAAGGUUUAGGGAUAUAGCUCAGGGAUAAAGCACCCCUUGAUUCAAUCCCCAGUACCACCCUCUCCCCACCAAAGGCAAAUAAUGGAGUGGACAAUGGACAGAUACCUCAGCUCCUUCGUCCUCUUUUUCCUCAAUCUCUUUAAAGAUUCUUUUCCUAGUAUUGGUAAAGUUCUGAAACUGAAAGAUCCGAGCAUAAUCUCGAGGAAGAUUUUCCUUAGGAUCCCAUGGAGAUGUCCGGAAGCUCUUAAGGCCUCUGUACUUCUGAAAUCUAAAAUAUAGGAAAAUUCAGAGAAAUUAACAGACUAUAUGGUGCUAUAUAAGACAUGACUUUGAUAACAGCUAAGGCUCUAUUUUUAAAAACUCUAAUCACUCUCUCUCUCAAAAUAACCUAAUAACUUAAACCAAGACGACAUUUUUAAAACAGUUUUUUAAAAAUGUAUUUAUUUUUUAGUUAUACUUGGACACAAUACCAUUAUUUUACUAAUUUAUUUUUAUAUGGUGCUGAGGAUUGAACUCAGGGCCUUGCCCUAGCUAGGUGAGCACUCUACCACUGAGACACAACCCCAGCCCCUUAAUUCAGUUUUUAACAACUAUUUCAGAAGUAUAUCCAGACUUCUCACUAAGGAUAAAGUAUUUACAGAUCUCUGGUAAUAGUCUUAGCACUCUAGUAGCCAACAUACACUCUCUGGCUUUAGUGAACUCACUUCCAGAGCAGGCACUAUUGUCUAUUGCUUCAUGCUUUUACUUUUGUUGCCCUCCCAAAGUUCCCCUAAAAUCUCCAAACAUUCUGUACAUAUUAGUUCCAACAGAGUAUUUGUUAAUUAACCUUGUUAUUUCUCCUUUAUUAAAGUCCUGUAACAUUAGUUGUACCAUAGUCUAAAACUUUAUUAUAUACGACUAUUUCCCAUGAGUGUUGACUACCCACAUAGAAUGUUGGCCCUUAACGAACAGGGAACAAUGUCUUUUUCUUCUUUUGCAUCACAGUGACAUAAUUCUGAGAUAUAUUUUUUAAAUAAAAACUUAUUGUUGAAUUUA
Marmota monax (woodchuck) is the source of this 5122-nucleotide messenger RNA. It is a transcript of the gene Srr, whose product is annotated as serine racemase. Bases 412 to 1362 code for a protein of 316 amino acids. Gene Ontology annotation, biological process: D-serine biosynthetic process; pyruvate biosynthetic process; L-serine metabolic process. Gene Ontology annotation, cellular component: cytoplasm. NCBI's taxonomy places the organism in Eukaryota, Metazoa, Chordata, Mammalia, Rodentia, Sciuridae. The transcript has 11 exons. Gene Ontology annotation, molecular function: L-serine ammonia-lyase activity; threonine racemase activity; ATP binding. The record is from RefSeq and is a predicted model, not a curated record.